CCCUGUCCGGAUUCUGUGAGUCUUUAGAUUGAGUCAGUCAGUUUGUCAGUCAGGGGUUAGAGUCUAAGUGGUGAGGUUUGGAACCGCUAAUCCGAUUGUGCACUAAUCACCAUGGUUGAUACCCGUAGUGGGAAGAGCACUAGCCCCUAUACCCAGGCCCAACAGGAGCAGAUGACCGCUCUAGUGAAAGAGAAUAGAGAGAGGAAAGAGCUCUUGAAGCAAGCGAAUUUAAAAGCAAUCGCAGAGGAGCAAGCGGCGAAGAUGAAGAAACUGGAGGAGGAGAUGGAGGAGAAGAAAAAGGUUGUCGAGGAAGAAGCGGCAACAGAAGCAGAGGAGGAGAGAAAACUCAGGGAAGCAAAAGGGGAGAGUAGUGGCACGAAGAAUGAGGAUGCACAGAUGGAGAAGAAGAUCAGUGAGGCACUAGCAACAAUCGAGGACCCCCUGGAACGACAAGAGGCAGAGGAAGAGAAGAAGUUGGAGUGGAAGUUGAGGAUGAAGAGGGAAAAGAAGAGAAGAAUGGAGGAAGUUAAUCGGUUGACCACAGAGGUGGAGAAAGUGAGGGUCUGUCGACAAGAAGUGCAAGCACAGACAGAUGUCUCGGCCAAGAUGGACAAGAUGUUGGGAUACUUGGAGGUAUUGAGUGAGGCUUGGCAAGAAGAGCGCCAAGCCAACUGGGAUCACGAUGUGGCCCUGAGUGCCAUGCGGUCAGGAUUCCGAGAUUUUGCGCGCGACGUGGUUACCCACGUUGGGCCCGAAGUUAAGCGGUUAAGAGAGAAUGUGCGGAAGUUUUGUGAAGGCGCCAUUGAGAGUGCCAAAGCAAUAGCCAUCGUUGAGAGUGAGGCCAAACCCCACAAGGACCCCAUUAAGCUUAAAUUCCCUGAUGCAUAUGGCGGGAAGAAGGAGGAAAAUUUUGAUAAUUGGGAGGCUAGCGUCAACAUCUACGUGUACUUCCAACAAAUUUUAACUGAGGAGCAAGUCCUCAUAGCCUUCCAGGCCCUCAAGGAUGAAGCGGCCAGUUUUGCCAGGUCCCUUGCGCGCGCAGCUGGUUGUGAAAACAACCUGGUUGCAUACUCCAAGAUCACCCCCCUCCCUCAUUUCUUUAAGCUCCUGAGGGAGUGAUUUGCUGACCCCACGAGAGGCAUUAGGGCCUCUGACAAGUUACAGACCAUCCACUCG
This is a messenger RNA of Chara braunii, 1176 nucleotides long. The record is from the annotation of a GenBank genome assembly. NCBI's taxonomy places the organism in Eukaryota, Viridiplantae, Streptophyta, Charophyceae, Charales, Characeae.